AUGCCCAGGAGGCGCAGGGGGCUGUCCCUGCCCUUGGUGGCCAUGCCCUGGGCACAGCUGAAACCACCUGGGAAUGGCGACGUACGGGGCCGGGGAGGCUUUGUCCCCGCUGUCACCGUCCCCUUUCCAGGGCUGUACGGGAGAGACGGCAUCCUGCCGGCCCGCAAAGUGCUGCGCCUCAGCGGGAAGGGGCUGUGGGAGCAGCUGCGGGAUUUUCCCACCCUCCUGUGGCUCAGUCCCCGCCUGGGUUUGGAUACGGAGAUGGGAAUGGAGCUGCUCUGCCUCCUCGGCGUGCUCGCCUCCUUCGGCGCCUUGCUGUUCGAGCCCCUGCGGGACAGCCUGCUCUUCGCCCUGCUCAGGGUGCUCUACCUCUCGCUCUACCAGCCACGAAUCCGCCCUCCCGAGCCGUUUGCGCUCGCUGCUGGGGCUGGCGGCUUCGUGCGGAGGAGCUCGGCUCUCACCUAUCACUACGAGACCCAGUGCAUCCCCACGCCGGGCGCCUGGUUCGCCCACCAGCUGCCCGUCUGGUUCCAGAAGUUCAGCGUGGUGGCCACCUACGUCAUUGAGAUCGCCGUCCCGCUCCUCUUCUUCGCGCCCAUCCGCCGCCUCCGGCUCUUCGCCUUCUACAGCCAGGUCCUGCUGCAGGUCCUCAUCAUCCUCACGGGUAACUACAACUUCUUCAACAUGCUCACCAUCGUCCUGGCCUUCUCCCUGCUGGACGAGGAGCACGUGGGGCGCUGGCUGGGGCGCAGCAAGAGGAGGCACACCAGCAGGAUGUGCUCUGAGCGCUGCCCACUUGCCCUCUCCCUGCCUGGGCUCUCGGGGCACGGUUCGCACCCCUCCGUGCAGCGGUGUGCCUGCGUCCGCGGCUGCUUCUGGAAGCUCUGGGCCACUCUGCAGUGGGCCAUCUUCGCCACAGCCACCGUGGGGAUGUUUGCCAUCAGCUUGGUGCCCUUCACCUACAUCGACUACGAGUCCAACGGCAAGCUGUGGCCCGGCAUCCACCAGAUGUUCAACGCGGUCGAACGCUUCCAGGUGGUGAACUCCUACGGGCUCUUCCGCAGGAUGACGGGCGUCGGGGGGCGGCCCGAGGUGGUGCUGGAGGGCAGCUACGACAAGCAGACCUGGACGGAGGUGGAGUUCAUGUACAAGAUCCCGGCGGGGGCUAACGCUGUGUCUCCGGCAGUGAUCCGCCUGGUGCAGGUCGACGAGUCCCGGUACCCCUUCAGCGCCCAGCCCCCCGUCUACAUCCGCGCCCAGCUCUACAAGUACUGGUUCACCGGCAGCGCCGAGGGCAG
Molecule: messenger RNA, 1298 nt
Organism: Aptenodytes forsteri (emperor penguin)
Lineage: Eukaryota; Metazoa; Chordata; Aves; Sphenisciformes; Spheniscidae
Gene: LMF2
Product: lipase maturation factor 2
Exons: 10
Biological process (GO): protein maturation
Cellular component (GO): endoplasmic reticulum membrane
Source: RefSeq, a predicted model, not a curated record